AUGUUGACUCUCUCCCGCCAGUUAAUCUGCGUCGUUUCUCUCGCUGUAGGGGCUUACACUGCUCCGGCUGCCUCUUCGUCGGACGUACCGCUCUCCCUCUCCUCUGCUCUUUCUGCACCAUCCGUUUCCGCUGCAUCUUCUACAACAGAGACUGCUAGUGCUUCUGCCGCUGCAGCGAGCCCUAGCACCACAGUCCCUCUAGCACCGACAGCUGCUAACGGACCAAUAUUCACCCCGGGGGCAGACGUUCAGCCUUCGCCUACCAGAGGUGCACUUGGUGGUUCCAUUUUGGGGCCUCAGAAUAUUGCUAUUGACCAGCAGAACCCUGACAUCCUCGCGCCUCCUACAACUGAUCACGGAGACGUGUCCAACGCCAAAUGGCCAUUCGGCCUCAGCCAUAAUCGCCUCCAGACCGGAGGUUGGGCUCGACAACAAAACAUUGAAGUCAUGCCGAUGGCAACUCAAAUGGCCGGUGUGAACAUGCGUCUAGAACCAGGCGCUAUUCGAGAGUUACAUUGGCACAAGACCUCGGAGUGGGCUUAUGUCAUUAAGGGAUCUACUCAAAUCUCCGCGGUGGACCAGGACGGCAAAAACUUUCUAGCCACUGUGGAACCCGGCGAUCUCUGGUACUUCCCGCCCGGGAUUCCACACUCUCUCCAAGCCACGAACGAGUCGACCGAUGGUACCGAGUUUUUACUGGUGUUUGAUGACGGUGCUUUCAGCGAGGAUGCCACAUUCUUGCUUACCGACUGGUUAUCUCAUGUCCCGAAAGAGGUCCUGGCCAAAAACUUCCAGAUAGAUAUGUCCAACUUCGAUGGGAUUCCUGCACAAGAGCUAUACAUAUUCCCAGCUGCGCCCCCACCGGUUGACGCAUCAGCACCUCCGGAUCCGAUGGGCGGAGUACCUGAGGGGUUCUCCUUCGCCAUGUCCCAGAUGAAUGUAACGCAAUUAAGUGGAGGGACCGUCAAGAUUGUGGACUCUACGAAUUUCCCGAUUGCCACGACUAUUGCCGCUGCAGAUGUUACAGUCGAGCCCGGCGCCAUUCGUGAAUUGCACUGGCAUCCCACGCAGGACGAGUGGUCCUUCUUCCUUGAGGGUACUGGACGAAUGACUAUCUUCGCAUCUCAGAGCAACGCUCGAACCUUUGAUUACGAGGCCGGAGAUGUCGGAUAUGUACCGGCUUCGAUGGGCCACUACAUAGAGAAUGUCGGCAAUACUACCCUGCACUACUUGGAAAUAUUCAAGACAGAUCGUUUCUCGGACGUCAGUCUUAGCCAGUGGCUGGCACUCACCCCUCCCGCUCUUGUGAAGGCACAUCUCGGGUUAUCGGACGAAGUCAUCGCUCAGCUGAACAAGACCAAGCAAGUGGUGGUCGGGCCGCGUACUUCUUCAUGA
Stereum hirsutum FP-91666 SS1 is the source of this 1395-nucleotide messenger RNA. RefSeq names its product oxalate decarboxylase. Gene Ontology annotation, biological process: oxalate metabolic process. The record is from RefSeq and is a predicted model, not a curated record. Bases 1 to 1395 code for a protein of 464 amino acids. The transcript is spliced from 17 exons. NCBI's taxonomy places the organism in Eukaryota, Fungi, Basidiomycota, Agaricomycetes, Russulales, Stereaceae.